This is a messenger RNA of Capronia coronata CBS 617.96, 1779 nucleotides long. RefSeq lists its product as uncharacterized. Gene Ontology annotation, cellular component: nucleolus. Bases 1 to 1779 code for a protein of 592 amino acids. The transcript has 3 exons. Lineage: Eukaryota; Fungi; Ascomycota; Eurotiomycetes; Chaetothyriales; Herpotrichiellaceae. The record is from RefSeq and is a predicted model, not a curated record. Gene Ontology annotation, molecular function: GTP binding.
AUGGGUGCGAGAAAGAAGGAGGCAUCCCGCCGGGAACGGCAGGGAGUUGCAUCAGACGGCAUGGGGAAUGUCAAAGUCAAAGGGGAGAAUUUCUACCGAACUGCCAAGAAGCUCAAGACCCUGAAUAUGCUGAAAGAUGGCAAGGCGCAGAGAAACGCCCAGGGGAAAGUGACCAAGGCCGCUUCGUUUCAGUCUCGAGACGUUCCGACAGCACGAGUCGAGCCCAAUCGGAAGUGGUUUGGAAACACUCGAGUGAUCACCCAAGAGGCAUUGGAAUCAUUUAGACAAGCGGUGGCGGAACGGGCCUCAGAUCCAUAUCAGGUUCUGCUGAAAACCAACAAGUUGCCGAUGAGCCUGAUCAGAGACACUGAAAACACCAAGAAUGGGGUGAAGCAACACCAGGCCAAGAUCGCCGUGGAAUCUGCUCCGUUCGCCGAUACCUUCGGGCCGAAGUCGCAACGAAAGCGGGUGAAACUCAACGCUGCCUCUGUGAUGGAUUUGGCUGGCGAGUCUGUCAAGAUGCACGACAACUACCUGGAGCGGCUGGAAGAGAACAAAUUGCUCAGUGGGCAGACCGCCGAGCAGAUGGAGGGAGAGCAAGAAGUAGAGCUCACGACGGCCAGAGAACCCAUCUUCUCUAAAGGGCAGAGCAAACGGAUAUGGAACGAAUUGUACAAAGUCAUCGAUUCGUCCGACGUUGUGAUCCACGUUCUUGACGCUCGAGACCCUGAGGGCACCAGAUGCCGGAGUGUCGAGAAGUACAUCCGUGAAGAGGCGCCACACAAACAUCUGAUCUUCGUUCUGAACAAGUGCGAUCUCGUGCCGACAAAGAUAGCGGCGCAAUGGGUGCGAUUGUUGUCGAAAGAAUACCCGACGCUGGCUUUUCAUGCCUCCAUGACGAAUUCAUUUGGCAAAGGCUCCCUGAUCACCCUUCUACGACAAUUUUCAACGUUGCACGCGGCAAGAAAACAAAUCUCUGUGGGGUUUAUCGGUUAUCCAAACACUGGCAAGUCCUCGAUUAUCAACACCUUACGUAAGAAGCGAGUUUGCACUGUCGCACCGAUACCUGGUGAGACGAAGGUGUGGCAAUACAUCACUCUAAUGAAGAGAAUUUAUCUCAUCGACUGCCCUGGUGUUGUGCCUCCCAGCAACGGCGACUCGGAAGAAGAUAUCCUUCUUCGUGGUGUCGUGCGGGUCGAAAACGUUGAACACCCUGCUCAGUACAUCGAGGCUGUAUUACGGCGGACGCAACCCCGACAUAUCGAGCGGACUUAUGAAGUCAAAGCUGCAGACUACAACAACGAUCCCAUCGAAUUUCUCAGUAUCCUCGCCCGGAAAGGCGGGAGACUACUGAAAGGCGGCGAGCCUGAUGUCGAUGGUGUCGCGAAGAUGGUGCUGAACGAUUUUCUGCGUGGCAAGAUCCCCUGGUUCACCCCGCCAUCGAAGAAAGUUGGUUUGAACGCACCUGAAGAGGAUCUGGACACCGCCACUAUCGUUGAAGGACGUGAAGGCCGUCUCGGUGAAAUGCCUGGAAAGAGAACGGCCGAGCUUCCUACGGAGCCAGAAGAAGGCAAAGACGAAGACGAAGACGAAGCUGAGAGUGACUCGGGUGAUGAUGAUGAAGGAGGAGACCAGGCAGCUGCUGAGGGUCAGUUCAGUGGCAGUGACGAUGAGUCAGAGGAAGGAAACUCCUCAGAUCAAGGUGCUGAUGACUUUGAAACCUUUGGUGACGAACAUGAUGACAAAAGUACUGACGAUGAGGGCGGAACUCAAUUGUGA